Zingiber officinale is the source of this 372-nucleotide messenger RNA. RefSeq names its product aspartic acid-rich protein-like. The transcript is spliced from 2 exons. Lineage: Eukaryota; Viridiplantae; Streptophyta; Magnoliopsida; Zingiberales; Zingiberaceae. The record is from RefSeq and is a predicted model, not a curated record. The coding region runs from base 1 to 372 and encodes 123 amino acids.
AUGGUUGAGGUCGUUCAUGCGACGCCCGAUGGUGGGCCCCGGCCUGCUAGCGAUGAUGCCGCUCGGGGGAUCUCCUUUCUAUCCUUUGAAUGGGGCUUCGUUGUCGAUGACGCCGGUCUGGUGAAGGUGAUCGGCAGUGGUAGCUCCUUGGCGCAGGAUGAGCGAUGGGGGGAGGCUCUGACAGUCGCAGGUGUUACUGAGGAAUAUAAUACUCCAAUGUUACGAGAUCCCAGCAAUAUAGUAAUAGACAAGGAUGCAAUUGAAAUUCAUGAGGAUGACGAUAAAGAAUCUAAUUUUGAGACUGAUGAUGAUGACGACGACGAUGAUGACGACGACAACGAUGAGGAUGAUAAUGAGGACUUUGAUUUUUGA